Molecule: messenger RNA, 2234 nt
Organism: Uranotaenia lowii
Lineage: Eukaryota; Metazoa; Arthropoda; Insecta; Diptera; Culicidae
Gene: Mccc2
Product: probable methylcrotonoyl-CoA carboxylase beta chain, mitochondrial
Exons: 3
Coding region: 272-2020 (582 amino acids)
Biological process (GO): L-leucine catabolic process
Cellular component (GO): methylcrotonoyl-CoA carboxylase complex; mitochondrion
Molecular function (GO): methylcrotonoyl-CoA carboxylase activity
Source: RefSeq, a predicted model, not a curated record
GUUGCGUGUUUUGUUGCUUUCUGCCGCAAAUAAUGUGCGGUGAUAACACACAUUCAUUGAUAAAGUUCCUUGAAUUACUCCCGUUUUCGCGUCCAUGUGUGCUCUGCUCUGUGCUGGUUAAUCAAUUAAAAUCUUUCCUAUCCGUUUUACUUCGGAAUUGACUGCGUGACAGUCGUGUCGUGGCGACGUCGUCGAUAAUAAUUUGUUGCGCGUAGUUGAGGGUUGCGCAUGUUUACAUAACUUUAGAAUACCGCACUAAUCGCACAGAGCCAUGUUAUCCAAAUCUCGCUUCCUGGUAUCCGGCUGGGCCAACUGUAUCCGUCCCUGGACAGCAGUUUGUCGGUCGGUUCAUAUUUCCGAAGCCAACGUAAUCCAGACCACGAUCGAUCGCCAAUCGGCCGAGUUUAAGGAGAACCAUGCGCAGAUGAACGAAUUAGUAACGGAACUGAAAUCUAUAACACAAGAGGUCUUGAGCGGAGGUGGACCGGAAGCCGUAAAGAGACAUGUCAGCAAGGGUAAGCUGCUGGUGAGAGAUCGAAUCAACCGGCUGAUCGAUCCCGGAUCGCCGUUUUUAGAGUUCAACACGUUGGCAGCGCUGAAUGUCUACGGAAAGGAUGUUGUGAAUUCAGCGGGAAUCGUUACUGGAAUUGGUCGUGUUCAGGGGGUCGAUUGUGUGAUCGUUGCCAAUGAUGCCACGGUGAAAGGUGGUACCUACUAUCCGAUCACCGUGAAGAAACAUUUGCGGGCCCAGGAAAUUGCUAAGGAGAACAACUUGCCUUGUAUCUAUCUGGUCGAUUCAGGUGGAGCCAACCUUCCUCGUCAGGCCGAUGUUUUUCCGGACAAGAUGCAUUUCGGAAGAAUUUUCUACAAUCAGGCGAACAUGUCGGCCCAAGGUAUUCCACAAAUCGCGGUCGUUAUGGGCUCUUGCACUGCAGGAGGCGCCUAUGUUCCGGCUAUGGCCGAUGAAAGCAUCAUCGUCAAAAAGAAGGGUACAAUUUUCUUAGCUGGACCACCGCUAGUCAAGGCAGCAACUGGAGAAGUUGUUUCAGCCGAAGAUCUUGGUGGAGCGGAUCUUCAUUGCCGAACUUCAGGCGUAACCGAUCAUUACGCAGUUGAUGAUGAGCAUGCGCUUUAUUUGGCAAGACAAGUAGUUCAGAAUUUGAACCGUCAUAGUAGAUAUGACGAACAGGCGGGCUAUUCUACAAAGGAAAUGAUGGAUCAUGACAGCUUGAGUUUUCAACCAAAUCCUGAACCUCCCCUGUACAGCCCAGAAGAUCUCUACGGAAUUGUUGGAGCCAACUUGACCAAAUCUUUCGAUGUUCGUGAGGUCAUUGCCCGCAUAUUUGACGGAAGCCGGUUUAUAGAAUUUAAGAAAUUCUACGGAGAAACCAUCGUGUGCGGUUAUGCUAGACUGUAUGGUCAACUGGUAGGAGUGAUUGGCAACAACGGUGUGCUGUUUUCCGAGAGUGCCCUUAAAGGGGCUCACUUCGUACAACUGUGUGCCCAGAAAAAGAUUCCGCUUAUCUUCCUCCAAAAUAUUACUGGUUUCAUGGUGGGUCGUGAUGCCGAAGCUGGCGGUAUAGCCAAAAACGGUGCCAAAAUGGUUACUGCCGUUGCUUGUGCCAAAGUUCCCAAACUAACCCUUUUGAUUGGUGGCUCGUAUGGUGCCGGAAACUACGGCAUGUGCGGACGCGCCUACUCACCGCGAUUCCUGUACAUGUGGCCCAACAGUCGUAUUUCGGUUAUGGGAGGCUCCCAGGCAGCUGGUGUCUUGGCACAAAUCACCGAAGAACAGUACAAGCGCACUGGUAAAGAGUGGAACGAAGCCAUCGGAGACAAAAUCAAAGCCCCCAUAGUUGAGAUGUUCGAGAAGGAAGGAUCGCCUUAUUUCAGCACCGCCCGUCUCUGGGAUGAUGGCAUAAUUGAUCCUAUUGACACCAGAAAAGUGCUGGGAUUGAGUCUUCAGGCAGCCAUGAAUAAACCCAUAGAGGAUACUAAAUUCGGCGUGUUCCGAAUGUAAUCCUCAGGAAAGUCGAACGAUUUCCUCGUGCUUCCUUUGUUGAUCGAAACUAAAGUGCAUUUAUUACAUUUGUAAGAGAUGGCUCAUCAGGCCGUAUACAGUUUAUCAGGUAUUGCAUUUAAAUCCUAUCGUGCAACGAUUCAUUCCAUGUGAAGGGAAAAUAAAAAUAUUUUAACAUUUAGAACAUAACUUUCGUAUCAGAAUGGGGGUAGGC